Messenger RNA from Bactrocera latifrons, 3134 nucleotides. Its product is annotated as ATR-interacting protein mus304. The transcript is spliced from 4 exons. The coding region runs from base 158 to 2953 and encodes 931 amino acids. The record is from RefSeq and is a predicted model, not a curated record. Lineage: Eukaryota; Metazoa; Arthropoda; Insecta; Diptera; Tephritidae. Gene Ontology annotation, biological process: DNA repair; DNA damage checkpoint signaling.
CUUCACUAUUAUUAUUUUUGCCGGGACGAAUAAAAAGUCAAACUUAUUUUCAAUCUGGCGCAUUUAAAAGAUAUUUCAUAUGCAUAACUAUAAAAGUAUGUGAAAAGCGUUUACGUGUUUAAUAAAGUGUUUCCUUUUUUGUAUUUUGAUCAUUAUUAUGGCAAAGCGUUUCGAGCCAUUCAAGGAGUUCGGACGUAGCACAAAGAAGCCAAAAUUGGAUGUAAGCAUAAACAAAGGACGACCUUUGGGUCCCAGUCAGUCUUGGCCAAAUCACAUACGUUCAAAUGCUGGUGAGGUACAUGCGAAAAGUCCUGCUCGCAAUAAUGUGAACAACAAUAAUUUAUGGGACGAUGACGACGAUGAUGUUAUAUUAUUGGCCACUCAAGUAGCUGAAUCUCAAGUGGCUAUUAAAACAUCGGACACAAAUAUUACUGACAGUGAUAUUACUUUCAGUGAAUUCGCACCACAUAUCCAUGCGACCACAAGCACACAACGGCUUACAUCAGUAAAUGCUGGGCUCAAAGCCACGGUUAGUGCGCCUCCAACGAUAGAAAACAACAAUUUUUCCGAAUUAUUCGCUGAUGAUGAUGAUUUURCGGAGCUUUUAGACGUAGAUGGAAAUGGGGAAAAAGAACAAGAAAUCUUUCGAGUGCAACCUUUUGAGACAGACAAUGUAUUUAAAAAACCAAGGGCGAUAGUAAAUGGUAGAAAUGGCAUGACUAUUACAACUCCACAAGCUUCACUAGUAAAUACAGCUCAAAUAUCAGAUAGCCAGCAAGCAGCGGCAAGACGUCAAGUUGCGACGGAGCGGCAAGUAAAAAUGUUGAUGGAACGUAUAGAUGCCUUAAAAGCAGAAAAUGCUAAACUCACAAAAGAUCUCAGUGAAUCGAAGGCCAAAAUCGAGAACAAGGAUGGAGAGUCUUCUUUGCUACGCGAUGAGCUGCGUCACAUGAAGCAACAAUUACAAACAUUGAAAAUGGAAAAACUUAUGAGUACCGAAGCUGCGAAAACUGAGUGCAAAACCAAGAUUGCCGAGUUGACAAAACGUGUGGAGGCCAAGGAGUCGGAAUUAAAGUUGCGCAAAGUGGAAUACUCAGUGUUGAAGAUGCGACACGCUGAUGAGACGCAACGUUUAGAAAUGAGUAUACGCAAUGCCUUUGCAAUCGAUGUGCCUAUGGAAGAAGAUGUGCACCAAACGUCAAAAAAACAAAAUGCGCGCAUCCUGUACCGUUUACGUGAUUUUUCAUUACCCACAGAAUCAGGUGAUAUUAACAAUUCGCAUCUAACGGAAUUCAGUGCAAAUGCCUUCAAACGCACACAAGAGCGUGUCACAGGGAAACGCCAAUACACACCAUUUCAGUUGGAGUUAGACAAUGCGCAAACGCUACUGGCACAAUUACAGUUGCAACGACAGAAAGGGUCGUGGACUUCUACGGAAGCAGCUGAUUUCAAUGAACGUGCUAUCGCUUCCGCUUGCAAUGCGUUACCCGAGUUUUGGACAUAUGUUCAUGGCUUAGAGUUUCCUAAGUACUGCAAUGUGCAUCCCUAUCAUGAAUAUGAUUUGCGUAAUGAUGACUACACAAGCCCUAACCGCAAUUUACACGCCGAACAACUAUUAUGCGAGGAUGAGCGGGCAAUUAGUCUGCGUCGUUAUAUUUCAGCUUUAAGUGUAAUGUGCGGGCGAGCGCCAAAUUUUGCACAACAGCUGCUGGCGCAACAUCACGGCGACUAUGCAUUGCUGCAGGUAGCAUGUCAUGCCAUCUCAAAGUUGGGCUACUCACGCGAGAUUUGUGCGCACUUCGGCGUACUCGAGGCCUUUGCUGUUCUCUUGCGUGUGCUAUUGCGGCAAGUACGCACAGGCGAUAGCGAACACAUAGAAUUGCUGGUUGGAAGUUUACUAAAACAGCUGAUAUUUGUGAGACCGAGUGCAUGGAUAUUUUGUGAGUUAUCUCAUUGCGUGCUGGAGUUGACGCGUCUACCAACGGCUUUAGAACGAAUUUGCGUAAACAGCGAUGAGAGCACUUUUUACAGCGAUCGCAUGCGUUCGCUAUAUCGAUUCUCGAACGAUUCCUGUAUACUGCAGGUAUAUGCGGGUCUGUUGGAGAUUGCAUUUCCACUAAAUGACAUAUUGAGUGUGUCACAUAUGCACCUAUUGACCGUCAUUUGUGAAAAUCAUGUGCGUUUCGCGCACUAUUGUUUUAUGAAGCCGCCCGAUUUCAUACACAAAUUACUGCCCUCCUAUGACGAUGACGACGACGAGGAAGACGAUGAGGCGGAGCAACAGGUAGUGGAAAAGAAAGUUCAAAGUUAUAAAAGCGUUACAUGCAAAAGCAUUUCCAGUGAAAUUUCUGUAAAUAACAGUGAAAUGGGUGCGACGGUUAAUUCGUCAUCUAAUAUUGAGAGUAGGUCCAAGAAAUCAAACAAUAGUUCAACUCGCUGUGAGUGCUAUACAAAGCUGUGUUUAAGCGUUGUAACGCUGCUAUUUCAACUACUGCGACAAUGGCGGUGCACAGGUCGCAAAAUUGAAACUCCGCGUGUGGCAGAGAUUUCUCAAUUAUCCGUACAAUUAUUGCACACAAUUUUUUGUGAUAACUAUUCCACGCAUCUCUUUCGUUAUGCAGAAGAGACCACAAAGCAUUACCUCUGGCUGAUCUGUGAAUGGUGGGUGGAAAAUUCCGAACGCUUAAAAUUUAGCAGUGCACAAAAUAAUUUUCUUAAAAAGUUGCGUGAUUUCCACAUUAUGCCCAAGCAGUUAAACGAUGAGGGCAAUCCCGUCAAUGUACUUAACGAUCUAAAUGAAUGGCAUUCGCUAACCAAUGAUAGCAGAUCACGAAAUCCCGACACUUCUGUGUCUAUCGCAUUGGCUGUAGAAAAAAUGAAUAUUAUGCACUAUGCGGGUGAUGAAGCAAAUUUCUUCGAAGGCCUCAAGGGUUAUGCCUUUAAUUUUGAGUGAUUAUAUCUCGUAGUAGUGCCGUACGAUUAUUAUUAUUCCUAUAAAAAUAAAAUAAGGAGGAAUAGGACACUAAAUUUUCUUAGUGCGUGCUGUUAAACCUACAAUUAUUUUUCUAGUUGCAUAAUUUGCAAAUACGAUACUUUGUGACUAUUGUUGAAUUGUUUUUUAAUGUGUGUUAGAA